Mesocricetus auratus (golden hamster) is the source of this 939-nucleotide messenger RNA. RefSeq names its product olfactory receptor 5D13-like. Lineage: Eukaryota; Metazoa; Chordata; Mammalia; Rodentia; Cricetidae. Gene Ontology annotation, molecular function: odorant binding; olfactory receptor activity; G protein-coupled receptor activity. Gene Ontology annotation, cellular component: membrane. Gene Ontology annotation, biological process: sensory perception of smell; G protein-coupled receptor signaling pathway. The transcript has 2 exons. The coding region runs from base 1 to 939 and encodes 312 amino acids. The record is from RefSeq and is a predicted model, not a curated record.
AUGAGUUUACAGUGUCAUAAAAACCAGACGUCAGUGACCUUCAUCCUCUUAGGCUUCUCCGAAUACCCGGACCUCCAGGUGCCCCUGUUCCUCAUGUUCCUAACCAUAUACACAAUUACUGUGCUGGGAAACCUGGGCAUGAUUGCCAUCAUCAGAGUCAGCACAAAACUCUGCAAUACCCCCAUGUACUUUUUCCUUAGUCACCUGUCCUUUGUGGAUUUCUGUUACUCCACUGUUGUUACUCCCAAACUGUUAGAAAACUUGAUUGUGGAAGACAGAACCAUCUCCCUCUCAAGCUGCAUCAUGCAAUUUUUCUUUGCAUGCACAUUUGUGGUGACAGAAACCUACAUGCUGGCAGUGAUGGCCUAUGACCGGUUUGUUGCAGUCUGUGAUCCUUUGCACUACACGGUUGUCAUGUCCCCAAAGCUGUGUUCCUUUUUAGUGGGUGCAUCAUACUUCUGGGGUCUACUAUGUUCCCUGACACUUACUUACUUUUUGCUGAGAUUAUCCUUUCAAGGAGUUAACAUUAUAAAUAACUUUGUAUGUGAACAUGCUGCUAUUGUAGCUGUAUCCUGCUCUGACCCUUACAUUAGCCAGGAAAUUAUUUUUGUCUCUGCUACAUUUAAUGAAAUUAGCAGCCUUGUCAUCAUUCUCACUUCCUAUACUUUCAUCUUCAUCACUGUCAUGAAGAUGACUUCCAUUGGGGGCCGUAGUAAAGCCUUCUCUACAUGUGCCUCUCACCUAACUGCCAUUAUUAUUUUCCAUGGAACAAUUCUUUUUCUUUAUUGUGUACCGAACACCAAGAACUCAUGGCUCAUGGUUAAGGUGGCCUCAGUGUUCUAUACAGUUUUCAUCCCCAUGUUAAAUCCCCUGAUCUAUAGCCUCAGAAACAAAGACGUCAAAGAGACAGCCAGGAAGUUGAUCAGUUUAAAUCUAUGA